GAUCCGUUCAAGAGGUUCAAGAGUGAUUCCAGUGAUUCAUUUCAGUAUAUGUAUGUAGUAAUUUUCAUAACGAAGAAAUGGUGAAAAAUUGUGACUCCCGAGCUUUCCACGUAAAAAAAUGCAAUAAUACCCUGCUAAACAGUUGCUGGUCAAGUUAGAUCCCAUCUCGCGUAUUCGAAUUCGACUCAUUCAGUCUCACUCAAAUGACGAAUAAUAGUUUAAUCAUCAAGACUUUCCUUUUGAAAGCCUGGAAAGAAAAAAAGCGGCAUCCGUUUCGAAAUGUGCUAAAUACACUGUUUCCGGUGGUUGUUAUUGGAUUGUACGUGUUAAGUCGCCUCGGUUACCAGCGGAGCGCUGCAUCUGCCAAAGAAAGUUUCGUGAUUACAGUCAGGGAUGGCAUUGUCGAUUCGUUUCCAUCUGGUAGCUACAGUAAGCUCUUCUAUGCACCAGAAAAUGAGUUCACUAAGGAGCUUAUCGAAUUUGUACGGAUCAAGCUAUUUAUCACCAUCGACAGAGUGCAUUCGUUUCCGACAGUGGCUGAGAUGGAACAAAUACUGCUUUUUAACCAGAACUAUUUUGCGAUUGCAUUCGACAGGAACUCGUCCAGGAAUUAUCUAUCCUACACAAUUCGCAGUAAAAACAACAACUUCCGGACGGAUGAAAUAUACUCCCGGGAUUUGUACAGGAGUUACCUAAAGGAUGGGAACGAGUAUCAAGAGAGUGGUUUCUUAGCCUUGCAGUACGGUGUAGAAAAAUCGUUCGUGCAGAUGAGCACGGGACUAGCCGAGGCAGCUUUGCCCGAGUACUCCUAUCAGCACAUUCCACUGACCGGGCCACGACCUCAGGAAUCGUCGGAAAUUUUUGUAGUCAGCAUGAUGCUGGCAAUUUGCGUAUCUGUUGCAUGUACUUAUUUGUUGCUAGUACCGUUGGUCGAUGAAAAGGCUUCAGGGAUGAAGGAAUAUCUGAAGAUAGCAACACCAUACAGCUACUGGAACGAGGUGGCAAUAUAUUUGAUAAACUUUGUACAGCUGAUCGUGAUCGUGAUUUUUUGCUUGACGAUCACAAUACUAGCCGACGUCUGGGAAGGCACCGCAGCUCAGAUGGUGUUUGUCUGUGUGCUUCUUGUUCUGUUUGUAAUAUGUUCUAUAAGCUUCACGUUCUUUAUAAGUACACUGCUGGAAUCGGUUACGAUCUCGACGAUUGUGGCUCCGAUCUGCUACUUUGUUCCGGUCGUAUUCGCGUCCGUACACAAACCUUUGGAAACACUGCUAAUGAUUUUUCCUAUGACUGGGUUUAAGAUAGGUGUAUCGAUUUUGCAUGAUUAUCAAAACAGCUGGCAUAGUUUCAAAACAUUGGAUGCAUUCAAGACCGGCUAUCCGGGAAAUCAAAACAGCAGUCUUGGUUUUGUAUUAUUCAUGCAAGUAGUAGGAAUUGCUUUAUGGACUUUCCUAUGGUUCUACAUUUCGAACGUGCGGCCUGGUCAGUACGGAACACCAAAACCAUGGACAUUUAUAUUCUCCAAGAAAUAUUAUCAAAAAAGCAACAAUAGGAUCACACAAGUGCAACAUUCUGAAAGAAACCAUGCUGAUGGCAGGGAAUCAGCAAGAGUUGUCGAAGAGAUUGAUAACAGUCUUGAAAAAGUAGUACGAAUCUCUAAUUUGCACAAAAUAUUUAAGACGUCAUCUGGAACACGUGUAGCAGUUCAAAAGCUAUCGUUGAACAUCUACAAGAACAAGAUCACUGCGCUGCUGGGUCAUAAUGGCGCCGGAAAGACCACCACUAUGAACAUAAUCACAGGGAUGAUUCCACGAACGUCGGGUCACAUCGAGGUCGACGGGGAGGACAAUGCCAGCAACUAUCGCCAGCAAAUCGGAUUUUGUCCUCAGCAUAAUGUGGCUUUGAGUUUCAUGAGCUGUCGCGAGCAUUUGGUUUUCUUCGGAUCGCUGCGCGGAAUGAACGUCAAGGAUGCUGAACGGGAAGCCGAUGAUAUCCUCGAGAAGGUGAAUCUAGCGGACAAAAGAGAUGAAAUACUGAAAAAUUUGUCUGGUGGGAUGAAACGAAGAUUGUGCUUGGCUAACGCCAUCAUUGGUCGGACUAAGCUACUGAUUCUCGAUGAACCUACGUCUGGUUUGGAUCCCGAAUCAAGAAGGGAUAUUUGGGACAUUCUUCUCCGUUUGAAGAAAGAUCAUACUAUUCUUAUUACUACGCAUUUCAUGGAGGAAGCGGAUAUUUUGGGUGAUCGGAUCGCUAUAAUGGAGAACGGUGAACUGAUCGCGUUUGGCACAUCCAUUUUUUUGAAACACUAUUUUGGAAAGGGAUACACUUUGAAGCUGUUGAAAGGAGCGUUCUUUAAUCGGGAUAAAGUAAUGGCUAAAAUUAUUGAUCACAUCGACAAAGCGACUGAGAGACCGGCCGUUCAAUCGAUCUUCGCCGUUACAUUGCCGUACGAAAACAUGCAGCAGUACUCCGAGUUGUUGAAGGAACUUGAGGACUCCAAGAGUGAUUACGGAAUAGAGACAAUCAGUAUGACAAAUACAACAUUGGAGGAGGUAUUUUUGAAGUCAUCGUCGGAAAAUAAAGCUAUACAAAAUGAGAGAAGUCUCGAUCUCGUGGAUUCUCCUGAGAGAUCUCAACACUCAGUGUCGAUUAGUCAACAACCUACAAAGCCGAUCAGUCCACAGCCGAUUUCACAAUUCAAAGCGAUUGCUUACAAAAAAUAUUUGCACAUUCAUCGAAAUUGGCACAUCUAUCUCACCAUGUCUACUCUCCCGAUCGUAGCAACGAUUCUGUCCUUUAUACUUAGCGGCGGUUACUCCUUGAAACACUAUAGUGCUGUCAAUCUACACCAUUCCUCGGUUCAACAAGCAUUUGCAGUUAUUAUCCUGAAUGGAAACGACCGUCCGGUCGUUCUUGAGACCAUCAAAAAUGAAACCUACUUCCGCGAUUUGGACCUGGUGCUGUUAGAAGAGCAAAAUAUUGAUGAUUAUCUACUGCAAGAGUCGCAACGAAAUAUAAUGCGCUAUCGUCACAACUUGGUUGCAGCCGUUGAGUUCAACGUGUCCCAGGGAAGCCUGAAGAUACUUCAUAACAACAACCUAUUGCACAGUUCAGGAAUUGCCAACAAUAUUGGGAGCAAUUUGCUCCUGCAUUAUUACGGCUAUCCAAGAGUUGAGGUUCUGGUGAAAAACAGUCCAUCCACCAGAAGAAUGCAGUUGGAUUCAAUCACGCCGUACGUGUUUACAGAAGCGAUCUCAUUAGUUUUCAUGCUCUACAUCCUGCAAUAUCUGCAACUGCCCUAUCUGGAGGCCGCAACAGGUUUCAAGAAACUCCAAAACAUCAAUCGAUACGUCUACUGGGGUGGAACAUUCCUGGUAGACUAUGCGCUACACAUAGUGAUCUGUUUGGUGGUAUUUGGGGCUGCCCAAAGUUUGGAUCGCGAGCGACUCUUCAGCACCAGCGAGCACGGGCAAAUCCUGACGGUUCUGCUUCUGUACGGUAUUGCAGCUCUACCGAUGAUAUACAUCGUCAGCCAAUGCGUGGACAAAAUGGACACCGCCGUCACUUUCAUGAGCUACCUUAUGAUUGUUGGGGUUUGUGGAGUGUUUUUGCUCUCCGACGGCUAUGAUCGGAUUCGUGAAAAUAGCGGAGUGAUAUUCUUACUCCAUCUCGUGCCGGAAUUUGGAUUGAAACAUUCCCUUCGUGUGGUUUAUGAAAAUCAGAAGCUCACAAAAAUGCACGCUUUGCUAAUGGAAAACACAAUCGAUAACCCCACUGCGACUGCCGCCACUCCUCGAUUGGGUUUGUACAAUGUGUACUGCAUGAUGCCACUGUUGAUGAUAUCUUUUAUGUGCGUUCUUAAUGAAGUGGUAGAAAAUAUGUAUCGCAGAAGCAGGAUAAUCGAUUCAAAGAUACGUGUAUCUAAGGAGCUGCGAAAUCGUAUACUAUGUAUGCAAAGAAAGCGUCGAAAAGCGCUCGCGGUCGACCAACCGGAUUCGAAUUACGAAAUAAUGGACGCAGAUAUAGAUGAUGAUGUCGAUGCUGAAUCCAAGCUGGUCAGUGAAAUGGUUUCCAAGGAUCCACCGGAAUUCGCCUCUCACACGAUUGCUGUCCAUGGGUUGAAGAAGUGGUAUUUGAACUUACCGGCAGUCAAGGGGGUGAGCUUUGCGGUGAAACGUGGCGAAUGCUUCGGAUUAUUAGGAAUGAAUGGUGCGGGCAAAACCAGUACAUUUCAAAUGAUCACCCAUAAUACCCCCAUCACGGAAGGGUCCAUCUAUCUGAACAAACAUGAUAUAAAAGAAUCUAGCGAGAGUGAGUACCGUUCGCAGUACGGUUACUGUCCGCAGGGUGAUGCCCUACUUGAUUUCAUGACACCACAUGAGCUGAUCCGGUACUGCGCUAUUGUCAAAAAUCUAGAGAACAUUGACGAACUUACUAACUACUGGUUAACGGAUCUGGAUAUUCUGUCUUAUGCCCAUAGUCGAAUCAACGAGUGCUCCGGCGGUACCAAGCGGAAAGUGAACACCAUUCUGGCUAUGUUGGGUAACCCGUCGAUUGUAUUCUUGGACGAACCCACGACCGGAGUCGAUCCGAAGUCACGCCACUUUGUGUGGAGUCGGAUAAAGGCACUGCAGCGGGCGGACCAGACGAUUAUACUGACCUCACACAGCAUGGAUGAGUGCGAAGAAUUGUGCAAUCGGCUAUCAAUUAUGGUAGAUGGCCGAUUGCGAUGCAUCGGAUUCAUUCAACGAUUGAAGGAAAAAUACGGCAAGGGGUUCAACCUACUACUCAAACUUAAAAACCAUGAAAUACAGCAAAGUUGCGAAUUGAUUGAUGAAGUGAAACGUCGGUUUGAAUGUGAAUUGAAGGAAGAACAUGAUGGAAUGCUUAAAUUCCUCGUGCCGGAAAAGGUGGCCCUUUCGCAGCUGUUCGGAGAGAUGCAUACCCUGAAGCAAAAAUCUAAUGGCCUUAUCGUCAAUUUUUUGAUCAACGAAACCUCGUUGGAGGACAUUUUUCUGAAUUUUAGGCCCGCUAAAAUCGUAUCGAACGAAAUGGCAGUGUAGAAUAGGGUGGUUAAAACAGUGCUUUAACGCUUAUUCCAGUUUGGCUUAUUUUAUGUGUUCUUUGAAAAUGUGCUUACCUCUCUGAUUAACUACGGCUACAGUGUCUUUACACCUAUGCCGCGUGUAUUGUAGAUCUCCAUAAUCGUCGGCCUCGAGCGAUGUUCCUCCUGUUCCCCUGAACGUUUAGGGUCUUCAGAUCUGAGGCGGCAUUGUGCAUUUCGAUUCGAACGAAAUUCUAUCGAGUCGAACAUGUUUGGCAUAGACCAGUGCAUGAUGAUGUAGGUUGACAGUUCACAGAGCUUUUUCUCCGGGACUUAGCCUCCGGUGCAGCUUCCGAUAAAAUUGUUUCAUCAUUUUAUUCGCAUGUAGAUGUCCAUUGCGAUUGAUUUCAUGCUGAAUGCAAAGAAUAACACUAAAAUAUUCGGAUCACAGCAAUUUUAAACUAAAAAUAUGAAUUUUAUUUUCUCUUCAUCGAUUUUUCUUCUAACACCUUGUAAACAAGCUCUGUGGACUGUCAAAAUAAGUGAGGUUAAGUUAGAGUUUGCAUUGGUCUAUUACGGCCUUCGAUUCGAUCUCGAAAACGACUCAUCACGCUAACUUUCACUUACUCAGUGACCACAUCGGCGUGACAUAGGUUCCCUAUUUUGAAGAUCAGCAGAUCAUCUCCCGGCUCCGAAUCGGACACAGGCGGCCUUUGCAUAAUUUCGACAGGAGCCCUUUCUGUACUAUCUGCAAUGUCUGUGACAUUGGUAACUCUGUAGAGCAUUUUGUCAGCGGAUGCUUGUAAAAUCAAGUGCUUCCAUACAAGUGUCCAAAUUCACCUUCGAAUUACUUAUAAAAUCUUUAUGAAGAUUGUACAAUUAUUUCAAAGAAUAUACAUUUAAGCAUAUUCCAGGCUUACUUCAAGAAUUCCGACCGAAAAUUCCAGGGUCCUCGGAAAAAUUGGUUCGAUUUUCUUUGGUGUUGUUCUCUCAGGAUUCCCUACGUAAUGUUUUCAGAAGCAACAUUAGGUUUUAAUUUAUACUGGAAUCAUCAUCGGGGAUUCUCAGGUUUUCAUGAUUUUUCCUGCUUCGGUUUUCCUCCAAAGAUAAGAAAUGUCUGUAAAAGUCUGUAACAUCAAUCAAAAGUCUGUAUAAUGUCUGUAAUCUGCAUGAUGUCUGUAUGCAAGACCAAAAGUCUGUAUAAAUACAGACAUGUCUGUAUAUCUGGCAUCCCUGACAGGGAUGCCAGAUACAAUUUAUAAAUGUCUGUGUUAAUCUCAGUAAAAUGUCUGUAUUUGUCUGUAUGGGGCUUCAGAGCUAUAUACUGGAAAUAUAAAAUUACUCAAAACCAUA
This is a messenger RNA of Armigeres subalbatus, 6394 nucleotides long. RefSeq names its product ATP-binding cassette sub-family A member 2 (gene Eato). The transcript is spliced from 7 exons. Gene Ontology annotation, molecular function: ABC-type transporter activity; lipid carrier activity; ATP hydrolysis activity. Lineage: Eukaryota; Metazoa; Arthropoda; Insecta; Diptera; Culicidae. The coding region runs from base 204 to 5060 and encodes 1618 amino acids. Gene Ontology annotation, biological process: transmembrane transport; lipid transport. Gene Ontology annotation, cellular component: intracellular membrane-bounded organelle; membrane. The record is from RefSeq and is a predicted model, not a curated record.